Messenger RNA from Phaethon lepturus (White-tailed tropicbird), 2181 nucleotides. Its product is annotated as unconventional myosin-Vb-like. Lineage: Eukaryota; Metazoa; Chordata; Aves; Phaethontiformes; Phaethontidae. The record is from RefSeq and is a predicted model, not a curated record. The transcript is spliced from 18 exons. Gene Ontology annotation, molecular function: microfilament motor activity; ATP binding; actin filament binding. Gene Ontology annotation, cellular component: actin cytoskeleton; vesicle; myosin complex. Gene Ontology annotation, biological process: vesicle transport along actin filament; actin filament organization. The annotation marks the transcript as partial.
UGGGACGCCGAUGACCUGGUGGCCCUGGGCUACCUGCAUGAGCCGGCCGUGCUGCACUCGCUCCGCCGGCGCUUCCUGGAGGCCAAGGCCAUCUACACCUACUGCGGGAUCAUCCUCGUCGCUAUCAACCCCUACGAGCCGUUGCCCAUCUACGAGGAGGAGGUGAUCUAUGCCUACAGCGGCCGCAACAUGGGGGACAUGGAUCCCCACAUCUUUGCUUUGGCGGAGGAGGCGUACAAGCAGAUGUCCUGCUGGACCGCGGGCUGUGGCAGCUCACGUCCCCUCAUCAUCAGCGGUGAGUCGGGCGCAGGGAAGACUGCGUCGGCCAAGUAUGCCAUGAGAUAUUUCACCGCCGUCGGGGGCUGCCUAGGCGACUCCAGCAUGGAGGAGAAGGUGCUGGCCUCCAGCCCCGUCAUGGAGGCCUUUGGGAAUGCAAAGACAACCAGGAAUGACAACAGUAGCCGCUUUGGGAGGUACAUCGAGAUCGGCUUCAGCCAAGCGCGUGUCACAGGGGCCACCAUCAAAACCUACCUGCUGGAGAAGUCCCGUGUCACCUUCCAGGCGAAAGCAGAAAGGAACUACCACAUCUUCUACCAGCUCUGUGCCUCGGCCACCCUGCCGGAGCUCCGGGGCCUGGCUCUCUGUGGGGCAGAGUCCUUCCAUUCCCAUCCCUCCGGAUUGUGCGAUGCCGGGGGUCAGACCAGCGCGGGGCGGGGGGCCUGGGCAGUCCCUCACGCCUGCGCCGUGCCCGCAGGUGUCCCGGAGGCCGACCAGCUGGAGCUGUUCAGCGUCCUGGCGGCCAUCCUGCACCUGGGCAACAUCGUGGUCAGAGGGAGGGACCGCCGUGGGGAUGGCUGCUCUGUGGAGCCGGCCGAUGAGGCCCUAGGGCUCUUCUGCACGCUGCUGGGCAUCGAGGCAUUGCAGGUGACGCGCUGGCUCUGCCACCGCAAGCUGGUCACUGCUGGUGAGACCUACCUGAAGCCCCUCUCCAGGCAGCAGGCACUUGACUCCCGGGAUGCUCUGGCCAAGUAUAUGUAUGGGCAGGUCUUCAGGUGGAUGGUGAGCAGGGUCAACCGUUCCCUGCGGUCACUGGAGGGCCACCGUACCUCCAUUGGCAUCCUGGACAUCUAUGGGUUUGAGAUGUUUGAGCUCAACAGCUUUGAGCAGUUCUGCAUCAACUAUGCCAAUGAGAAGCUGCAGCAGCUCUUCAACCUGCACGUCUUCAAGCGGGAGCAGGAGGAGUAUGUGACUGAGGAGAUCCCUUGGGUCUUCAUUGACUUCUGUGACAACCAGCCAUGCAUUGAGCUCAUCGAGGGCCGGCUUGGUAUCCUGGACCUACUAAAUGAGGAGUGCAAGAUGCCCCAAGGCAGUGAUGGGAGUUGGGCACAGAAGCUUUAUCAGACCCAUCUCGGCAGCUCCCACUUCCAGAAGCCCAAGAGACCCACGGAUGCUUUUGUUGUCUGCCACUUUGCCAGCAAGGUGGAAUACCAGUGUGAUGGGUUCGUGGAGAAGAACAGGGAUGCCGUCCCCGAGGAGCUGGUGGGGCUGCUGCGAGCCAGCAAGAAGUCUGCCCUGCUCGCUGAGCUCUUCCUGGAAGAGGGGGACGGCCCCGUGUCCCUGCAGUCCCGCAGGUCCAGCGGGCCCAGGAUGGCUGGUCGUCCCAGCCGCAGAUCACUGCCCAGUAGCCAAAAGAGCAAGAAGUCCAUCUCCAGCCAGUUCAAAGCCUCCCUGAACCGGCUGAUGGAGAUGCUGGGCAGCACCACACCACACUACAUCCGCUGCAUCAAACCCAACGAUGGCAAACAGCCCUUUGUGUUUGACUCCAGGCGAGCAGUGGAGCAGCUACGAGCCUGCGGGGUCCUGGAGACCAUCCGGAUCAGUGCCUCAGGCUACCCUUCCAGGUGGACAUACCAGGAGUUCUUAGAGAGGUACAGGGCUCUGCUGAGCAGAGAGGAGCUGAUGGGUACUGAUGAGAAGCAGAUCUGCAGCCUUGCCCUUGAGAGACUGCUCCAAGACCCCAGCAAGUACCAGUGUGGGAAGAGCAAGGUGUUUUUCCGGGCUGGCCAAGUGGCUUACCUGGAGGAGCUGUGGUACCGGCGGCUGAGGGCAGCCUGCACCGUGCUGCAGAGGCACCUGCGGGGCUGGCUGGCACGGAGGCGCUUUGGACGGGCACGCGCCGCG